Molecule: messenger RNA, 930 nt
Organism: Nakaseomyces glabratus
Lineage: Eukaryota; Fungi; Ascomycota; Saccharomycetes; Saccharomycetales; Saccharomycetaceae
Gene: TRM7
Product: tRNA methyltransferase TRM7
Biological process (GO): cytoplasmic translation; tRNA methylation
Cellular component (GO): cytoplasm
Molecular function (GO): tRNA methyltransferase activity
Source: RefSeq, a predicted model, not a curated record
AUGGGUAAAAGUAGUAAAGACAAGAGGGACCUGUAUUACAGAAAAGCCAAAGAAGAAGGUUAUAGAGCAAGAUCUGCCUACAAAUUGCUUCAGUUGAAUGAGGAGUUCCACUUUCUAGAUGAUCCAGAGCUGAAGCGUGUUGUUGAUCUUUGUGCAGCUCCUGGCUCAUGGUCGCAGGUGCUCUCGCGGAAGCUAUUUGCUGAAAGAGAGCCAGUGGCAGAUGGUCAAGAAGAUGACCGUAAGAUCAUCGCCGUUGAUUUGCAACCUAUGUCACCAAUAGAUCAUGUUAUAACAUUACAAGCAGAUAUUACCCACCCAAGAACACUAGAGAGGAUAUAUGAGCUCUUCGGAAAUCAGAAGGCUGAUUUUGUCUGUAGUGAUGGUGCACCAGAUGUUACAGGUUUGCAUGAUCUUGAUGAAUAUAUUCAACAUCAAUUAAUCAUGAGCGCCUUACAACUAACUACUUGUGUUCUGAAAAGAGGAGGUACAUUUGUUGCGAAGAUUUUCAGAGGCAGAGACAUUGAUAUGUUAUACUCACAAUUAGGUUAUCUAUUCGAGAAGAUAGUUUGUGCCAAGCCCAGAUCAUCAAGAGGUACCUCACUAGAGGCAUUCAUUGUCUGUAUAGGAUACAAUCCACCAGCUGGCUGGGAACCUAAACUUGAUGUGAACUCAUCUGUCACAGAGUUCUUCGCAACCUGUGACCUUGGAAAAUUAUCGAUUGACGACACGUUACAACCAUGGAAAGACCAGCCUAGGUCAAUUGCAGAUUUUAUGGCAUGCGGAUCGUUAUCGAGCUACGACUCAGAUGCCACAUAUCAUGACCUUCCGAAGUAUGGUGUCGCAUUAGACCCCGUACAGGCCCCAACCAACCCACCUUACAAGAGGGCCUUGGAGCUGAAAAGAGACGGAAAGUUAACUAGAAACAUAUAG